Molecule: messenger RNA, 1381 nt
Organism: Vigna angularis (adzuki bean)
Lineage: Eukaryota; Viridiplantae; Streptophyta; Magnoliopsida; Fabales; Fabaceae
Product: protein THYLAKOID FORMATION1, chloroplastic
Exons: 5
Coding region: 117-1010 (297 amino acids)
Biological process (GO): photosystem II assembly; protein import into chloroplast stroma; thylakoid membrane organization
Cellular component (GO): chloroplast thylakoid
Source: RefSeq, a predicted model, not a curated record
CACAAACGUGCGUUUGAAAGCAAUGCAAUGCAGAUCUUCUUUCGAUUUUGUCCUUCAUCUCGUUCGCUUUCUUUCUUGCAUUGUUCUGUUCCUUCUUUUCCAGUUAGUUUCCAUCCAUGGCGGCUCUCACUUCUCUCUCUUUCUCUGCAGUCACUCACUGCCCAGAAAGAAAAAAACUAACCUUUUCCUCCACUCCUUUUCUCGCCACCUCUUCAGACUUCUUUGGCCUCCGCACCCAUUUCUCCUACCACCAUGUUGGCGUUCGAGCUUCCAACUCCACUUCUAACAUGGUUGUUCAAUGCAUGUCUUCUGUCACAGAUGCUCCCACUGUUUCGGAGACAAAGCUGAAUUUCCUGAAGGCAUAUAAGCGACCAAUUCCUAGUAUCUACAACACGGUGCUGCAGGAGCUUAUUGUGCAGCAACAUUUAAUGAGAUACAAGAGAUCAUACCGCUAUGACCCUGUGUUUGCUCUUGGUUUUGUCACUGUAUAUGAUAAACUCAUGGAAGGGUAUCCCAGUGAUGAGGACCGAGAUGCUAUCUUCCAAGCCUACAUUAAGGCGUUGAAGGAAAAUCCACAAGAAUACAGAAUAGAUGCAAGGAAGUUGGAAGAGUGGGCUCGGGUUCAAAACCCAAUUUCCCUUCUUGAGUUUUCAUCCAAAGAAGGAGAAGGUGAGGGGAUUCUAAAGGAAAUAGCAGAAAGAGCAGCGGGGAAAGGUGAAUUCAGUUAUAAUCGUUUCUUUGCAGUUGGACUUUUUCGUCUGCUUGAGUUGGCAAAUGCUACGGAACCAACAAUUUUGGACAAGCUUUGUGCGGCUUUGAACAUCAACAAAAGAAGUGUUGAUCGGGACUUGGAUGUGUAUCGUAACCUGCUCUCAAAGUUGGUUCAAGCAAAAGAGCUGCUGAAGGAGUAUGUUGACAGGGAAAAGAAGAAAAGGGAUGAAAGGACUGAACCACAAAAGGCUAAUGAGGCCAUUACAACAUGUUUGGGUGAACAACUUCCAGGCUUGUAGUUAUGUUCAUCUGAAUCAAUCUCCUACUCAAGACUUAUUAUCUUUGACAUGUUUUUUCAGUUGAUUCUUGAGUUGGAUAAGCAAAGGGGAAAGUUCUAUCAUCUUGGUUUUGCAGGGUACACUUCAAAGGAUAAAAUAUAGUAAUAAAAGUUGAUAAUCAAUGAUUGAGAUUUUAAUAAAAUACAUACGUGUGUGAAAAUAAAUUUAUUAUAAUCUCAAUGGUUGAUUAAUCAACAAUUACUAUUUCCUACUUUAUUCUAUACGGUGUACAAUUUAGAGAAAUCAAAUCCUUGGUUUUUGCAUGUUGUACUUAUUGUAAACUAUAAGAUUCAGUCAUGAUGAUCAACCUAAAUCCUUGUAACGAUUCUCUC